GGGGCCGGGACGCGCCGCGCCGCCUUCAUCCCGCGUGGAAGCGGAUUGUGGUGCGGCGGGCUCCAGAGACUGCUCUUCUCCAGCCUGCUUCCCCCUCAUCCUGCCAGACCCCUCAGUGCUGCAGCAGGAAGGUGAGAUUGUACCUAAUGGAUGAACAACCUGUCAAGCUGAAACUGAAAGACACAGGAAUGAUAAAAAUCAGGAGUUUCAGCGUCUCUUCUGAAGAGGCUCAGCCAAGGAGAAGUUUGAAAUGGAUCAGAUCUAUGGCUGGUUUGAUGCCAUAAGGGCUACUGCUCUGCUUUGUUAAACAGGAAGUCUAGUUCAGACCCUCCAGUCUAUCAGCCAAUUCCAGAGCAGCUGUGGAGCCCCAGACUGCCUGCGUUCCACCACCUUCAUCUCUGCUCAACUCAGUGGGCCAAGUGAUAAGUGAGAUGAUAAGUAAGAGAACAAAAUGACAUACUAUGACAUACUGGUAUAGUCCUUUGCAUUUGUCUUCAUUACGCUUUACAUUAUUGAUCUUGGACCAUUGUUUCAAUUUAUUGGGAUCAUUUGAACUCAACCUGCUCUCCAGAGUGCCUGUGCCUCUGAGAUUGAUUGCAAUGUCUCACUGCAUUGGUCUGUUAUCCAUUGCUGCUAAAUUCAGUUUGCUGUUUUUUCUGCUUUCUGCAGUGUUUUUGUGUUCAAGCUUAAGUGACAGAAAUCCAGAGUUUGCCCUUACAAAAACAGAAGAGAGUGAUUUAAAAGAAGAGAAUGGGAAAGAGUCAGUAACUGAGGAUGAUGCUGAUGCUGAAGACUUAGAAGUGUUUUAUCCAACAAAUUGGUGGCAAACAGUUCAUCCAGGUCAGGCUAUUCCUGCAGGGUUACAUGUGCGAUUAAAUCUUCAAACAGGAGAAAAAGAAGCCAAACUUCCAGAUAGCACAAAUGAAAAAAGUGACAUGAAAGACCAGAAAAAAAGGAAAAGGCUGGACAAGGUGGAUAUUGACUCAAAUUCGUUUACAUCACAGGAACUAAAGGAGGCUUUGGCUAAAUUGAAGGAAAAUGAAAAGACAAAAAGCACAAUGGAGGCUAAUCUGGAAGAUGUCAGAAAAAGGUUCCGUCCCAUAGAAGAGCUGAAGGCAGAAUUUGAGCGACUCAACAUGAGGAUAGAAACUGAUUACGAAAUUAUGGUUAAAUUAAUCAACAAAUUCAACAGCUCUGAUUCUAUGCUGGAUGAAAAAAUAGCAGCACUUUAUGAUCUUGAGUAUUAUGUUCAUCAGGUGGACAAUGCUAAAGACUUUCUUUCCCUGGGUGGACUUCAAUUAAUGAUUAAUGGACUAAAUAGUACAGAGGCUGUGAUGAAGGAGCAUGCUGCCUUCGUCUUGGGAGCUGCAUUAUCUAGCAAUCCCAAAGUUCAGAUUGAAGCAAUUGAGGGUGGUGCUUUACAAAAGCUGCUGGUUAUUUUAGCUACAGAACAACCCUUGGCUGUGAAGAAGAAGGCUCUAUUUGCUUUGUCUUCGAUGCUGCGACACUUCCCCUAUGCCCAGCAGCAGUUCCUCAAGCUUGGUGGCCUUCAAGUACUUAGAAAUCUCUUCAAAGAAAAAGGCAUGGAGGCGCUCUAUGUGCGAGUUGUGACACUGCUCUAUGAUCUGAUUAUGGAAAAGAUGCUGCUUGAGGGUGCCCAGAACAAUGAAGACCAAAUGGAAGAGAAAGUCCAGCAGUACAGCCAAGUGAAGCUGGUGCCCGCUGUGGUAGAACAGGGCUGGUGUGCCAUUGUUUCCAACCUCCUGGCACUGCCGGAGCAUGACACUCGAGAGAAAGUCCUAAAAACAGUGAGUGUUCUGAUGGCCUUCUGCAAGGAUCGAUACCGUGGGGACCAGCACCUCAACAUCACACUAAGCAUGUUGCGCAGCGAGUAUGAGGAGCUGGCGGCUGAAGAACAAAGGGAAGGUGACAAAGAUGGCUAUUUUAAGGAACUUCUUGGCUCCAUAAAUACCAUUAUUCAGGAAUUAAGAUGAAAGCAGCUGUAAUUUCACUGAGAUUUAAGAAGUAAUUCAGGACAACUGCAUGAAUGUUGCUGGUUCAGGCUUAAAUAAACUAUUGAAUAAACUGCUGGUCCAAGCAAAAUCCCUCUCCAAGGCGAGUGAGCCAGUAGCUUCGUUACUAAAAGCACAAGCAUUUGGGGGUAUAUUUUCAGCUCAUUUCUUGGCCCAUGCUAAUUUCUCAGCUAAUGAGGGUGUACAUUUUCAAACAUAUAUUACACCUCGUACUCUGCUUGCUUCUGAAUUGUUUACUGUAAGUGACUGAAAUAUUUUAUCCAGAUAGAGAAAAGCAGCAAUUUUUUGGAGUCCCAAGGGCUGAUGAUACACUUGCUUAUCAGGCAGCUGUGCAUUUGGAUUUUCUAAAGAAAAAAGACUUCUUCAUAUAACACUGAUCAGGCUUUCUUCUUUGGAUUUGUACUACUUUCUAAUCUUUACAGAGGCUCUGGAAACUGCUGGUUGUGUUCUGAUCUUUAAGUUUUCAUCCUGCUUGUGUUUUUUACUCAGAAACCUCAAGAAUAUUGAGUCUUGUUAUACCUAGGUCUGGUUAGAGAUGUGUAAAACCAAGAUUGGGAGGGGUUUUUUUCCAACCCUUAUUUGAAAGAGCAUAGACUCUUUAGCAAAAAGAGCCCUUCUCACAAUGUUUGCUAGACGCUUGAAUUAAAUACAUGUUUAAAAAACAAAACCAAAACCUCAAGCAUUCUAAAUAGCUCUGAUUAGAAAUCGUUUCUCCUGCCAACCAAUCAGGUUAUACUUGCUUCACAACUGUAAUAUGAACUUUUUUCUUCUUUAGUUGUUCAAAACUCUGCUUAGGGUAGACAAGACCUGAAUUUCUAAUGGUCUUUUAAUGGAAAAAAAACAAUCUAGGGAGGGGCUUGGAAUUCUUUUGGACUGUCUUUAUACAUCAAGGGAAAUAAAAUUUAAAAGCUAC
Molecule: messenger RNA, 2946 nt
Organism: Alligator sinensis (Chinese alligator)
Lineage: Eukaryota; Metazoa; Chordata; Crocodylia; Alligatoridae
Gene: SIL1
Product: SIL1 nucleotide exchange factor
Exons: 15
Coding region: 462-1994 (510 amino acids)
Source: RefSeq, a predicted model, not a curated record